Kalmanozyma brasiliensis GHG001 is the source of this 2823-nucleotide messenger RNA. RefSeq names its product PITH domain protein. The coding region runs from base 1 to 2823 and encodes 940 amino acids. NCBI's taxonomy places the organism in Eukaryota, Fungi, Basidiomycota, Ustilaginomycetes, Ustilaginales. The transcript has 4 exons. The record is from RefSeq and is a predicted model, not a curated record.
AUGGUGAAAGAAGUCUCCUCCGCUCAGGAGUUCGAUGCGGAGCUGAGCUCGGCCGGCUCCAAGCUGGUCGUGGUCGACUUCCACGCUGUCUGGUGCGGACCGUGCAAGGUGAUUGCGCCCGUGUUCCAGCGACUUGCAUCUCAGUACACCAGCGUCGUCUUCCUCAAGGUCGACGUUGACCGUGUUCAACCAGUCGCACAACGAUACAGCGUUCGCGCCAUGCCCACCUUCCUCUUCCUCAAGAACAAGAGCGUCGUCGAGACCCUUCAAGGCGCUGAUCCCAACCGACUCACUGCGCUUGUCAAGCAGCAUUCCUCGGGGGCCUCGUCUGCCUUCUCUGGCUCGGGUCAGACGCUCUCUGGCAGCGGCUCUUCGUCCAACUCGUUUGGUGCGCGCACUGUAGCUGACAUCACCGACGGCCAUUCUUCUCUCCUCAAGACAGUCGAGGCGAAUCGAUCGUCGGCGUUGAACGAAAAGCCAGAUCACCGUUUGCAGGACAUACUCAAUGGUCCCAACGGCGGCAAGUGGCUCGAGAGCGAUGCCGACGAGCAACUGCUCAUUCACCUUAGUUUCAAGCAACGUGUCAAGCUUUCAGGGAUCCUCCUCCGAACAUUGCCCUCACAGUCAGCUCAUGCGCCCAAGCAGAUCAAGAUUUUUGCCAAUCGACCGGGACUCAGCUUCGACGACGCAACUGCAGACACGGCCGACCAAGAGGCCGAGCUGUCAGAGGAGCACGUUCGUGGGGGCGAAAAUGGAGGCGGCGGCAAGGUCUUCUCGCUCCGCUUUGUCAAGUUCCAAAAGGUCGACUCGCUGACCAUUGCCGUGCUCUCCAAUCAGGACGACGCAGAGACGACGCGCAUCGACGCCAUCGACGUGUUCGGCCUUGCCGAUCAGGCCACGGACAUGAGCGAGCUGCAAAAGAUUGCUGCCGAGGGCGAGUCACGCGACAUGGACUUCCGCACUGCCUCGAGAACGGGUCUCAAAGGUGGCAGCAGCUCGCCUGGCGGCUACAAAGGUGGCUUCAGUGCACCGCGAAGCUCAUCCAUUCCCAACAUCUCGGCGUAUGCCGAACGACCCUCGCGGCACGGCCGAUCGCAUUCGACCUCGAGUCUGAAUCCUCCAAUGCCCAAAUACAGGCGAUCGGUUUCAUCCGCCUCGGCGCCUCCGAUGCAGCUGGUGGACGAAGAAGAUGAGGACGAGUACGUCGGAUCCACCGAUCGACGCAGGUCAGAUCAUCAUCAGGGCGGCUUUGCUCCGUCAAUCCCGCAUUCACCACCCUCCAUGACCGAGGAGGAAGAGGCAGAGUUCGAAGCCGCGCAGAGGGCAGCGCGCGAUACACUCAGCGGAUGGCACUAUGCACCGCUCGGUGUCGCCCUUGCCCCUCCUCUCGGUGCUCUUUUGGGCGGACACUCUGACGCAUGGUCUGAUGCCAUCCUCCUCAUUCUCGCCAGCUUCUGGCUCUACCAAUUCCUGCGCAUCCCCUGGGAGAUGUACUACGCUUCAAGGACCCGCAUCGUGCUUUCCGUCGAUCAGGACGACGACGACGCGGUCGAGCAGGAUGGGCAGGACACUUCUGCGCGCAAGUCUCCAGAAACAGCUGAGCGCAAGGAAGCUCGUCGAGCAGCAGCGGCUGAACUCCGCCGAUCGGAGCUGCUGAGUCUUGUCUUUUGCGUCCUUAGCCCUCUGGUCGGUGCAUACAUGCUGCAUUGGAUGCGCGAGACCAUGACCGACGGCAACAAGUACCUCAACACGUUCAACAUCCGCCUCUUCACCCUCGCCGCUGGCAUCAAGCCUUGGUCGCAUGCCAUGAGCCUCAUUCGACGUCGAAUGCUGCACCUGCAGGAGGAAGUUCACCACCCGUCGUCCAAGGUCGAAAAGAUGAACCAGCGCAUCCGUCGUCUCGAAGCGGACCUGUCGAGUCUGCGCAAAAUGUAUGCCACCAAGAAUGAGCUCCGCGUUCUGCGCGACCACGAGGCGCAGUUGGGCCGAGCAGUGCGCCGAUCCGAGAGGAAGGAGGAACACCUCCGAUUGUCAGCAGAGGAGAAGUUCAGCAUUGUCGAGGGCCGGCUGGAGGAUCUGCUGCGAGAGGUGGCCAUCAACGCCGAGUUGAUCGAGGACGAGCGCAGGGAGCGAGAACGGGCAGCAAGCGCUCGAAUUUCGCUCUUUGCAGCGAUCAAAUACCUCAUCGGCUCCGGUCAAGCUCGUCACACAACUCCAAAGCACUACCUGCACGACAUGCCUCGCAGCCUUCCGUCGACGGCGUCGCUGGGACUUGGAGCCAUGUCACCCGAGUCGGAAGCCAGCAUCGAGGCUCAUCUGCCCUCUGCUGCCAGUCAGAGCCUCAGCCCGACUGGACCAGCUCGCACUAUCACUGGCACGCCUACAUCCUUCGCCGCGCGCGAUAAGGCUUCCUCUGAACGCCACGGCGAGGCACCUUCCACGACCGCUCCUGCGCGCCCCAAACAUGGCAACGGCAAUGCCGUCGUUUCCCGCUCUCGCACCAGCAACAACAUCCAUCACGUCUCUGGCCCCUGGUGGGAACGCGGAAUGGCCUUCUACCUCUUCCUCCCGCUCAACGUCUCCAGCGCUGCCAUCCGCUUUGCUGGCGAGAAGGUGAAGCACAUUCUCGAGGACUCGGAGCAGGAAGCCGCCAGGAAUCAACGCAAGACGCUGCAGUAUCAGAAGCAUCUCGCCGACCAGCAGCUGCAGCAGCAUCAACGCAAAAUGUCGCAGCAGCAGCAGAUGCUGAGCCCUACCCGGACGCGUGGCGAGGCACCGCCGAGCAUCAAGGUCGCUGCCCCCCCUGCUGGGCGUGUUCGUUGA